GUUUAUAUUAUUUUAAAUCUAUCUAAAUUAAAAAAUGUCUUAUCAACAGGUCUUCGUCCUCCUCUGUCUGGCAGCCGCUGUUGCUGCUGACAGCCUGGAGUCCUUUGAGUCCUACGAGUCAGGUGAAGCGAAAUACGACUUCAACUGGGCUGUCAAACACGAUGACUCCGGCAACGACUUCGGGCACCAGGAGGCACGUGACGGUGACCACACACAGGGAUCCUACUACGUGCAGCUCCCCGACGGUCGCCUGCAGACCGUCAGAUACGUCGUGGACGGCGACGACGGGUAUGUGGCUGAAGUGAACUACGAUGGCGAGGCUCGUUACCCCGAUUCAUACGAGUCCAAUGAAUCAAAAUAGAUUGUUUGACUGUUAUAACUGCAUGUGAAACCCAACGACAAAGAUGUGCUGUUUUAUAUAGCUAUGUAAAUAAGCUUAUGUUAUAUUAUGAAUAAAGUUUUCAUUUAAGCUGCAA
Molecule: messenger RNA, 476 nt
Organism: Penaeus chinensis
Lineage: Eukaryota; Metazoa; Arthropoda; Malacostraca; Decapoda; Penaeidae
Product: pro-resilin-like
Exons: 2
Coding region: 35-361 (108 amino acids)
Cellular component (GO): extracellular matrix
Source: RefSeq, a predicted model, not a curated record